Molecule: messenger RNA, 2181 nt
Organism: Cladophialophora psammophila CBS 110553
Lineage: Eukaryota; Fungi; Ascomycota; Eurotiomycetes; Chaetothyriales; Herpotrichiellaceae
Exons: 1
Coding region: 1-2181 (726 amino acids)
Source: RefSeq, a predicted model, not a curated record
AUGGACGGGGUUGCAACAGAAUUGUUCUCCGUCAACCAACCUCCUCCUCAUAUCAAUAACUCUACAUCCGUCAUUCACCACACUCUUCCUAUGCUGCCGACUUAUGAACUUGAGCAGCCUUCGAAGCUCGACUUUGAUGUUGAAGGACUGUAUCGUCAGCCCAGAGAAGAAGAGAGCUCCGAAGACGAAGAACAAGAACCCCGAUAUUAUACCCAGGGUUUCUACUUUCCUACAUCUUCGAACAGUUGCGACUACACCCCUGCUGUCUUCACAGCCUUCCGGGACCUCAAGAGGUUUCCUCUACCUGAGGCUGCCGAAUAUGAAGAGCAGACUCCUGAGCGAAAUGAAUCCAGAAGACGAGAUUUCGUCCUGCUCAUGCACGACGAAUUGAAAGGAGUCGAGGACGAGGACAGCAAUACCGAGAGCAGGUCUAAACAGACCAGAAAUGGGGGUGAGGCCAAGAAGGAAGACAAAUCCAGAUGGAUCCUCAACCCUCAGGGGGAUUACUCGAUGUUCACAAUUAAGGAACUCCAGUGCUUGGGAUGCAUCCAUCACUUUAACUAUCUCGGUCGACCUGUCCUCGGCAAGUCGGCCACAGCUCCGGCAACUACAAUUGCCAUUCUAAAGUCGCCAAAGCACCUCAACGUCACCACUCCCAAUGGGCUUUGGAAGAGCACCAUUAUGGAGUGUGCCACGCGGCUGCUGGACCCAGUCCGCUACUUCGGCAAGACGGAGAUCCUGGAAACCCUUCGUGGGACCGAUCUCGAGAAUGCUUGCAUUGGCCAGUGCGUGAAAACCUACAGUGAGCACGGGUGGUGGGUCUAUGACGAGUACGACGAUGAAGAAUACCCUGUCGAGCUCGAUUUUCUCCAACCAUCGUUUGGGCCUGGUAUUAUGUUCAACGGAGUCACCAAAGGCCUUGCCCAUCGCAUUGACAUAAUCACUGCUGCUACCCAGGAGAAAGAGAAAGCGGACGCAGCCUGCAAGGCAGCAUUCAAUGCCAGGCUUGCGCAACCCCGCAAGCGAUCGGGACUUGGUAAACUCUGUAUCACCCAUGAGGAUGUUCAAGAGGUGCCGACCUUUACUUCUCAACGACGGACUACCUCGUCACCCCUCCGGCACCCAGUUCAGCCCACCGUCAAACUAGCGCAGCCAACCGCCGGCCCAUCAAAUGGUGUUGUCGUUCCCGAUCGGUAUACCACAGGAGGCUCGCUACCGUAUGAAGAAUGGAAGCGACGCCUGGCCGCGACAGAAGACGAACCUGUUGCGGCAUGUUGGGCCGACGACGAAGACGAAGACGACGACGGAGAAGAAAACGUUGUUCCGACUCUUCAAUAUACGACAGGAAGCUCGCUACCACGCGAAGAGUGGCAGCGACGCCUCGCCGCAAUAGAAGAUAGACCUAUUGCUGCUUGUUGGGCAGACGACGAAGAUGAAGAAGAAGAUUCUUCUGCCCAGCCCCAAACUGAGGCUGGAGCCCAACACAUCAACAUCAACAAAGCAACUGUUGAUGAAGAGGUUGUAGACACGGAAGACCUCUAUGACAAUGAUUGUCAAGGCGUGUCGUUCUCGUCAACAUGUACAAGUGUCGAUCACUCCCGGGCUUCGAGUGUCGUCCCCGUUGAGACCCCCGAGACCUCGCUCAACGUAUCAGACAAUGAAGAUGUUGAACCAACGGCCGCCGCUGAAGACGAGAAUAUUCAAUCCCGUCCUCCACCAGCCAACCGCCGUGUCCGCUUCGACUCUUCUCCGCUUACGUCCUCGCCAACAAUCACCUGGUGUCUUCCGACCGAAGUGUCGCGCUUCUCGUCGACAUCAUUCGACGACGACUCCGAGGCGGAGAGCCUCGAGCAGAGUGGCGCAGGGGGGGAAGAAGACGACGAAGAAGUCCUCGGCCCUGUCCCCCAUCUGCCAGCCUUCCAGCGCACACGCCAAGGCUGGUGGCACGCCAGCUGGCGCACCACGAGGGCAAAAUUGACCAAGAGCCGACCGGCCAGGCACAAUGCGCACGGGGUUUCCACCAGCGCCAAUAUCGGCGCUGCCUAUGUCGAGGUCCCCGAGUCAAGACGCGGGAGCAACAGGAGUGCAACUAGCGCCCUUCGCAAGGCCAACGCAAAGUCCAAGGGUCUUCUAAAGAAGGGCCUCCAGAAAAUCAAGGGCAUCUUCACCAAAAUGCAUUGA